Messenger RNA from Adineta ricciae, 1233 nucleotides. The record is from the annotation of a GenBank genome assembly. Lineage: Eukaryota; Metazoa; Rotifera; Eurotatoria; Adinetida; Adinetidae.
AUGGCUGCAAGUCGUCGUGGUGAACGCGUAGCAAAAGUGAUCGUUCAAACAGUCAAACAAAAAUCUCCGGUUAAAAAGGAAGCCAUCGUCAUUCAGCCGUGUGACGAAAAACUUUCUAACUUACGUAAUGCGGCAAAUCUUCUAUGUUCUACGGGCAUGAAAAUCGGCUAUCCAUGUUUAUGUACAAGCCUUUGUACACCUAGUCAUAUCUUUCGUCUAGCAAAUUAUACGAACGAAAAAUGUCUCGAAGUGACUGGUCAAAACUUAACUUGUCUUCAAAAGAUUCUCGAAUACAAUGUUCAACAUGGAUUCUACUUCUUUCGCAUCUCAUCACAAACAGUUCCAUUUGCGAGCCAUGAAGUGUGCACAGUUGAUUGGCGAAAACAUUUUUCAGCUGUAUUGAAACAAAUGGGACAAUAUAUAAAAGACAAUGACUGUCGUAUCAGUAUGCAUCCUGAUCAAUUCUGCUUGAUUAAUGCAAAAGAUGACAAUAUUAUCAAUCGAAGUGUUGCAGAAUUAGAUUAUCAUUGCCAAUUAUUGGACGAUAUGGAAUUAGAUGCCAGCGCAAAGAUACAAAUCCAUGUUGGAGGUGUCUAUGGCGAUAAACAGGCAGCAAUGGACCGCUUUAUUGAACAUUACAAGACGAAACUGAGUGAUGCAGUUCGUCGUCGUCUCGUUAUUGAAAAUGAUGAUCGAUUAUUUUCUGUCAAAGAUUGUCUUUACAUUCACGAACAUACACGUAUCCCGAUUUUAUUUGAUAAUCUUCAUCAUGCUUGUUUGAAUAACGGUGAGCCGAUGAUCGAAGCAAUGAAACAAUGUUUUGCUACUUGGCCUGAUAGUCAACGACCGCUGAUCGACUACGCUACUCAACAAGAAGGCAAACGCGUCGGAGCUCAUGCUGAUCAUAUUGUCGAAACACAUUUUCAAUUAUUCGCACGUGAAACACGAGAUCUUCAUUUUGAUAUUAUGUUAGAAAUUAAAGAUAAAGAACAGAGUGCAAUUAUAGCGUUGCCUUAUGCUGCUCGAGAACGCGUUCGAAGUCAAACAAUUGAUAUCGAUCCUGGACACUAUCGUUACAUUUAUGAAAAUGCUCAACGUGUACAAAACGAAGCUCAUGAACGAAAACAAAUUCGAGCUGAAAAAAGAAAAUUGAAGAAAAAACUGGACGAAGAUGAAGAAGUAAACUACAAACCGAAGUCAUCUAAGAAAGUCAAACAUAAGAAAGCUGAAUAG